AUGCCAAUUGAAGUAGCUAAUGCUGAUGCUGCUAAUGGUGCUGAGGCUACCCCGGGUGGUGCUCAGUACCGCAUGGACAAAUGGGCAAUGCUCAAAACUUUCGUAUUUCGUCUUAUUUUUACCUAUUUCAUAUUCACUCUCUUUCGUCGUAAUCCUGCUCCGGCUACACCUGGAAAACCAGGAGUUUCAGCCCAGUCAUCGAAUAUUCUUAUGAAGGACGAAUCUCUCGAUAUGUUUGUCUACCUCACCGAAACACCACAGAUGACUAACUACAGCGAUCAAUCAUUGCUAUUUUGGCAUCUUGAAGGUCUAAGGUAUGGAAAUUGGGAAGAUGGAGAAGCACGUGAUGGCAGUUAUACGAAGACAGCUAUCUUGAAGGCUAGUGAAAAUUUGAAGAAUAAUGGUUCAAUGUACAUUCAUGUUUACUUUGUUUUGCCUGGAUUCUCUCCUGAUCCAGAGUCUGAAGAGAAGUACUCCAAACAGUACACUUUUUCAGCUUCAAAAGAAAUUACCCGUAUGCGUAAACGUCGUCUUUCUCGAACAAUGAAUCUGUUGACCGGACACACGGAGGCACAUUCGGACUUGAUUGCCUCCAAGGACACUCCGGUUGACGUGAAAUACCUCCCUCCAAUUUCGCAUUGGCAUCCGAACCUCACGGUUAACCUCAUUGAUGAUCAUACACCCUGGGUUCGUGAAUCCGUUCCUGCCCCCAUCAAUGAAUAUAUUAAGUGGUACGAGCCAACGAACCAGUACUACCCCGCAGUGUAUAUAAACGAUUUUUGGAAUCUUAAUGAGGAGUACAUGCCAGUGAAUAAAACCACACCGGAGCUCACCUUUCGUCUCACGGUUGCGCCUAUGUCACUUUUCAAAUGGCAACUCUACCUCUCUCAAAGCAUGAGAAAGUCCUGGUUCCCGGAUCUUCUCGGCCAAACAGAGGAUGACAAAUUCAACGAAGACGAAGAUCAGGACACUAUGAAAGUAUGCCAGCUACCGUCAUACUCCUCAUAA
This is a messenger RNA of Echinococcus granulosus, 1008 nucleotides long. RefSeq names its product Cleft lip and palate transmembrane protein. The record is from RefSeq and is a predicted model, not a curated record. Gene Ontology annotation, cellular component: membrane; endomembrane system. NCBI's taxonomy places the organism in Eukaryota, Metazoa, Platyhelminthes, Cestoda, Cyclophyllidea, Taeniidae. The coding region runs from base 1 to 1008 and encodes 335 amino acids. The transcript has 5 exons.